AGUUGUAUUGGGUAUAUAAAGCGAGCGCAAAUCGGCAUCUACUGAUAACUCCUGUUUAUCAAAAAUCGUACACAAUGUUUUCUGUUUGGUGGCUUGUGUGUGUUGUCGGAAUAAUAUCGGUUAAUCGUGUUGAGGGAGAAAUCACGUCUGAAACAUGUCAAGUCAAGCCACAAGAAAAACAUUGCCUGAUCGAAUGGGUUGUUAGAGACAGGUGGCCACAUCAAGACAGGUGGGUGUUCGACUGGCGCACGAUGAAGUGCAACGUUGUCUUCUGGGCCGACCACUGCCCAGCGCCGCAGCCGGACACCAACAACUUUGCCUCGGAAAAGGCAUGCUUGGACGCCUGCUCUGGAUGGGCUUAGUGCCGGAUGUAACCAGAACGCUAGCAAAAACGAAGACAGGUGAUACUACUGAUGAAUACUGAUGAGAUACAAAAAAUCCUGCGAUUUUUUUUUAAAUUGACUAACGCUAGAGGUCAACGAACAUUAGGUAAUUAGGUCACUCAAAGUCAAUGCCGUGUCGUAGGUGGGUCAUUGACCCGAGUUUUGCACGAUAUACAAUGCGGGUUUGAAAAAUACUAAAUCACUAAAACUACAAGAUAAUGCAAAUGGUUAUUGGCAUUGGAUUGUGUUAAGGUAGUAUAGUAUAAUAAUAACGUUAAGUUUUUGCUAGUUUUCUCGUUGUACACCCUGUACUAGCUAUUAGUGAUAUUUUGGCAGGUUUUCACUACAAAAACUGUCGUUGCGCCCAAUUUAUUCCUUGGUUAAACGCUACUCUACGUUGGUGAAAUCGGCACU
This is a messenger RNA of Maniola jurtina (meadow brown), 797 nucleotides long. RefSeq lists its product as uncharacterized. The transcript has 3 exons. Lineage: Eukaryota; Metazoa; Arthropoda; Insecta; Lepidoptera; Nymphalidae. The record is from RefSeq and is a predicted model, not a curated record. Bases 75 to 362 code for a protein of 95 amino acids. Gene Ontology annotation, molecular function: serine-type endopeptidase inhibitor activity.